Molecule: messenger RNA, 2433 nt
Organism: Saprolegnia diclina VS20
Lineage: Eukaryota; Oomycota; Saprolegniomycetes; Saprolegniales; Saprolegniaceae
Exons: 5
Coding region: 298-2391 (697 amino acids)
Source: RefSeq, a predicted model, not a curated record
GUGCCAGCUACUAAUGCAGUAGCCACUUCCACGUCGGCGCGGAGCUGCCCACAGCUACUUCCGCCUCGCCCUACGUAAGCACGCCACCGACGACCGCGCCCCGCUCGGCCAUACCCACCAGCACCAAGGCCAUGGGACUGUAGUCGCCUGCAGCUGCGACGCCGCCCGCCCCGUCCCGCGGUUUCGGAAGAUUCAUGUGCGUUCGCCGCUGCAAGUGGGAGCUCAUUGGCCGACUGGGUUUAUCCGGAUACCGAUAACCGCCGGCUUUUCUGACAGCAAGAUCCGGGCGACGCGACGAUGCUGGCCCUCAACAUGCGCCAGCUCAAGUACAAGACGCUGGCCGCGAUGGGCGUCGCCCAGUCGGUCGAGGACCCGUCCUUCGAGAUCCUCUGCGGCGCCUUCACGGCCAUGGAGGAGGCGCUGCCGCAUCUGCACCAUCAGGUGCUCACGGCCUUGUCGAGCUGCCACACGUUUUGCCACACGCUUGUCGCGACGUUCCAGCAGAUCAAGCCGUCAGGCAGCAGCUACUUUGCGACGCUGCACGCACUGCGCGAGCAAGCAGAGGCCAUGGAGCAGGCGGUGACGCUCACGGUGUUGGCGCCGCUGCAAGCGCUCAUGCAACGCUGCGCGUUCCUGCGUCUCCAGCUGCAACAGCGCGACCGGCUCGUCAUGGACUACGACCUCCUCAAGCUCGACGUCUCGCGCAUCCCCGACGACGCCAAGCUUGAGCGGCAGUACAAGCUCGAGCGCGCGUGGCAAGCAUACCAGACAUUUACCCGCCAGCGCAUGGACGACAUCCAGCAGCUUCAAGCCGACGAAGCGCAGAUCCGCGCCGAGAUCUUUGAGAUCAUGAAGCUGCACAUUGCCAAGUUCUUUUCGCAGGCGCAAAAGAAGCUAUGGGACAACUUGAGCAAUGCGACGCCCGACCUCCCAGCGUCACCACCACCGUCCUCGCCGCCAGCAGCAGCCACCGACAUGCCCGCGCUGCUGCUGCCGCCUGCGUCAGCAAACGCACUCAUUUCAGCUCCGCUGCUCAGCCCGUCUUCGCCGCGUCGCUACGCCGAGACGUCGUGGUUUCCGGGCUUUGUCCGCCGGUCGUGGUCGAUUACACCCGAUAAGGCGCCGACGCCGGCGCUGCCGAGCCCACCGCGACCCAAGCACCAAUCUAAACCUUUGGCGCUCGCUCCAAACGAGUGGCGCGGCAUUGAGAGCGCGCUCUGGGCGCUCGACGAGCAGGCCCACCCGCCGACGACGCGGUUCUCGAGCGCGACGCUGCCACGUCAUUUCCAAGACUCGGACGUGCUUGCGAUUGGCGCAUACCUUGACGUCGUGUCGCUGUGCCAGUUUGGCAUGGCCGCCAAGGGCUUCUACAACGGCAUCCUAUGCCGGCCAGCGCUGUGGCACCGCGCGGUGCGCGCCGGCGGCGUCCCGACGCACCUCCGCAGCCGCUUUUGGCUCUGGUACUUUCACACCCGGCACGGCCGGCUCCAUUCGCACCGGACAGACUACCAAGCACUCCUGCAGCGAGGCGCCUACAUGGUGCACCUCUCGCACGCGUCCGUCGAGACGCUGCCCGACUCGGACCCCGAUGCGCGGCUGGUGCACUGGUUUAGCGACAUUGACGUUGACGUGCGCCGGACGUGCUACAAGGACGUGCGUGGCGACGCGACGACCGAGUUUGCGGACGACGCAGUCUCGGACGACGUGGCCGCGCUCGUCGAAGCCGCGCGCGUUCAAACGACGCAUCAGCACAGUCCCCGGCACAGCGACAGCGCAAGGGUCGAGCGGGCGAUGGCCAUGGAAGCGCAGAUGCGCCGUCUUCUCCGCGCCUACGUGGUGCACAACCCUCGCAUUGGGUACUGCCAGGGCAUGAACUUUAUCAUUCGACUGCUGCUCGAGACCCCUUCCUCGGACGAAGCCAGUGUCUUUUGGACGUUUGUGGAGCUCAUUGAAGGUGCAAGCUCCCUGUACGAACCCGGGUUUCACGUGCUCCAGUCUCUCUUUACAAAGCUCGACGUGCUCAUCCGCGAGCAGCUGCCCGAGCUCCAUGUGCAUCUCGACCACCUCGGUGUCCAUGUGUCGAUGUUUGCUGCUCGGUGGUUCCUCACCCUCUUCUCGUCACUCGAGACAUUUGGCCCGAGCCUCGCGCUGCGCUUCCUCGAUCUCUAUUGCAUCGACCGGCACCGCGUCCUCUGCGGCCUCGCGCUCGUCGUCCUCGACGAACUCGAGCCCGUCAUUUUGGACGCCGACUUUGAAACGUGCUUGCGCAUCCUCCAGAGCCCGCGCAGCUACCUGCCCGAAGCGAACGAAUGCAAGCAGACGCAAAUGCUGCAACACGCGCUCGUGCUCAGCAUCACGCGCACGCUCCUCUCGCCCGAGACAAGGGCCUAGUCUAUGUAAUGUGAUCCUCGUUCGACCCUACCCCUACCCCUA